Molecule: messenger RNA, 3729 nt
Organism: Bipolaris maydis ATCC 48331
Lineage: Eukaryota; Fungi; Ascomycota; Dothideomycetes; Pleosporales; Pleosporaceae
Biological process (GO): DNA-templated transcription initiation; RNA polymerase II preinitiation complex assembly
Cellular component (GO): transcription factor TFIID complex; SAGA complex; SLIK (SAGA-like) complex
Molecular function (GO): catalytic activity; protein heterodimerization activity; TBP-class protein binding
Source: RefSeq, a predicted model, not a curated record
UAUUCUCCAGGUAAUACAUAUUCACCAUGGCUUCCGAGGACAUUCAAUCACCCACAGAUAUCCGCAUUCUCUCACUCAACUGCUGGGGUCUUAAAUUUAUUUCUAAACUUCGCAACGAGCGUCUUACCGAAAUCGGUGUUCAAAUUGCUGCUGCAAGUCCACAGCCAGAUAUCGUCGGCCUACAAGAGUGCUGGACCCAGGAAGACUACCAUGCGAUUCGUGAGAAGACGAAGCACAUACUGCCAUAUGGAAAGUUCUACUACAGUGGUAUCUUUGGUGGCGGGCUAGUCAUCUUGUCUCGAUGGCCCAUCAUCGAGAGCAACAUGGUGCGCUAUCCGCUCAAUGGACGGCCUGCUGCAUUCUACCGUGGAGAUUGGUUCGUUGGUAAAGGAGUUGCUUGUGCAAAGAUACAAAUGGGACCUUCCCGGGGAGAUAUCGCAGAAGUAUUCUGUACACAUCUCCAUGCCCCUUAUGAAAGCGAACCCCACGACUCCUACAUCUGCCACCGCACAGCCCAAGCAUGGGAAAUCACAAAGCUCAUGCGUGCAGCCGCUGAACGUGGACACCUUGUAAUCGGCAUGGGCGACUUCAACAUGAUUCCGCUAUCCCUCGCACACCGUAUAAUAGAGACGCACUCGCCAGUCCGCGAUGUAUGGCGCAUACUCCACCCCGAUUCUUCGAUCGGCGCAGCAAGGGACGAGGUUGAACGCCGUCGAUGCGUGCCAAUGCCAUCUGCCGAGUUCAAUAUGACUAUCAAUGGCGCAACAUGUGACAGCGAAUUCAACUCCUGGAGGUGGAACAAGGGACAACAGAGGCGUCUUGCCAAGGGCGAAAACGUGCAGAUAGAUCCUGCCGUUGAAGACCCUAAUGCGAAACGGCUGGAUUAUAUCUUCUACAGCAGUGGAAGGUUUCAGAACCCAGAGACAAAGGAAGAGACGGCGGAGUGGGAGUUGAAGGAAGCGAAUGUGGGCAUGUCAAUGCGCCAUCCUACAUUACACUGCUCUCUCAGUGAUCAUUUCUCCGUAGAGGCGACGCUGACGAGGACUUCGACUGCUCUGUCAGCUGUCCCGCUAUCUCCUUCGACCCUACCUGAACGAUACCUGCCCAUCGAGACUUAUGAUGAGAUCUUGGCUACAACCAUGAAGUACGAGGCUAGGGAGCGAGUGCAGCGCAAGCUGCGAAUAGGGCACUUCUUCUACCAACUAUCCUUCUCCAUUGGGUGCCUGAUUGGUGUGUGGUGGUCACCAAAAAACUAUGUUGCUUUCAUUUUGAUGCUUUUGAGCACCCUAGGGUUCAGUGUAGGCGUCGUUGAUGGAUUGAUGGGGUUGUUGUUCGUUGGUAGCGAGCUCAGGGCACUCAAGGAGUUUGAAUGGGAGGUUAGGAAUGCCCGCGAAAGGGCCAUGAAGGCAGGAUCCAGGAAGACCAUCUCUGAGGAUAGCCAUUCCGCAGCCCUCACGAUGAGCGAAUCGCAGCCCCAGCCCCAGCAGCAGCAGCCCAACAGCGGCCAACAGCAACAGCUGCUACGCCCUGACGAUAUACUUAAGCUGCAAUGUCUUCCUGAAGACGAGAAGCAAAAGUAUCGCUUGAUCAUGCAGAAUUUCUGGAACAUCUGCAACACGCACCAACAGGGGAGCCAGGAAAAUACCAAUGCUCGCCAGAAGUUGACAGAAUGGUCACAGAAGUUCAUUACACGCGAGCGCCAAUACAGGGCCAAGAUGAAGGCACAGCAACAGCAACAGCAACAGCAAGGAAACCAGAGCCAGGGACAAGCAAGCCAGUCUAAUGCCGUUGGUCAGCAGAACCAGAACCCCGUCAAGCAAGAAGGCGGCCAGGCUCGCGCCGAAAACACCGCGGGGGCAGUCGGCCAACAGCAAUCUAACCAAGGCCAAAACCAAGGUCGUGGCCAGGUGGAUCCUGCUAUAGUAAAGCACGUCCACGAAUUCCCUAUGCAGGGGCCGUUGACCGGACCUUCGCCGGGCACGCCCGAGUAUGAGGUCAAGCUGAAAGAAUAUCGAACAGGUUACCUGAACAUGCUAGCAAAGCAGGCUUCUUUGAAUGAGAGUAGAAAGAAACUCAUGCAACAACUGAGCGAACGACAAAGCAACGGACAAGAUUUGCCACAAGAUCUACUUGUCUUGAAAGGCAAGAUUGAGAAGGAGCAUACCAAUAUGAGAGCACAAAUUGACAAGUUUCGAGCUUUGCAGAAGCAGUGGAAGGAGGAGCGCGAGCAAAACUCGCAGGGUCAGGCACAGGCGCAGACCCAAGGCCAAAACUCAGCACAAUCACCGCCGCCACCGCAACAGCAGCAGCAGCCGUCACAACAGCAAUCUCAACCCCAGCCGCCUCAAAGACAGCCAUCGCAGCCCAAUGCCUCUGCGCAGCCUCAGGUAAAAGAGGAGCCUCAGAUCAAGGUUGAGGGUGGACAGCCACAGCAGCUGCAACCACAAACGCAGCAGCAAACGCAGCAACAACCACAACCUCAGCAAUCCCAGCCCCAGCAACAAUACAACAUCCAGGGAAACCAGGGAAACCAGCAACAGCCACCGCAACAGCAACAGCAACAGCAACUCAACCAGCAAAUGCCGCCUUCACUGCCUCAACAACAGCAGCCUCGGCCACCAGUGCCUCACUCACAAACAAUGCCGCCGAAUCAAAUGCCGCAAUUCGCGCAGCAACAACAGCAGCAGCAACAAAACUUUCACCAGCAGCAGCGGCCUCAGAUCAACCCUAUGCAAGCCAACGCUCACCAGCAGAGCAAUUCACCGCACCCGCAGUCUGCAACCGGAACCGGUCCGCCAGUUCCCCUCUCUCACCAGGCUGCUGUUAGUGCUGCGAACCGAUCCUACACCGACCCCCAGCGCACAAACACACCCAUGCAACAGGGCGGACAAGGUGGUAACUUUGGCAGUCGCGAGCGCGAGCAACUGAACAACCCCAAGAUGCCGAUCCCUCGACACCUGAACGUAACCUCACCACAAGCCGUCCACAUGGGUCAAGCGCGGCCAACUAUGAGUGGCCCUACCAACGGUGCGCCAGGACCAAUGGGUCAGCCUGUCAUCCCGCGACCACCACCCUUUCAGCUCGAAGGCGACGGCGACCGCGUCCUCAGCAAGCGCAAGCUAGAUGAGCUUGUCCGCCAAGUCACCGGCGGCUCAGAAGAAGCCCUCACACCAGAAGUUGAAGAGGCCGUCCUCCAGCUCGCAGACGACUUUGUUGACAAUGUCAUAAGCAACGCCUGCAAGCUUUCUAAACUCCGCGAUUCUCCCCAGCUAGACAUUCGCGAUAUCCAGGUCAUUCUCGAGCGCAACUAUAAUAUCCGCAUCCCAGGCUAUGCGUCUGAUGAGGUUAGAACUGUGCGCAAGAUUGUGCCCGCGCAGGGGUGGGCGGCCAAGAUGAAUGCAGUCAAUGCGGCGAAGGUUAUGGGUGGGAAGACGGAUUUUUAGGCUGGUGGAUUAGAGGAGAGAUGCGGGGAACGAAGGAGGAGGAGGUGAAUGAUGUCCAUGUCUGGGGUGUUAUGAGGGUCACUUUAUUCUUUUUUUUUUCAGUGGCAAUAUUGAUGUCAAGUCAAUUUUUGACUUAGUAAAAUACCCAGGGCACACGAGGAUAGUGAUGCAGCCAUGUGGAAGUGAUUGUGCCUUGGAGGGAUUGACCAGUUUUUUUUCUAUUAUUUACUACGGUUCAUGAAAAAUCAAUUCUAUCAUUGGCAUGCCCCCAUGUUCGGUAAAUUUC